AUGGUCGAAUCGACAGCUCCAGCGCCUGUGACGGUUCAAGAUGAAAAGGAGCGAGCACUCGCUGCCUACAAGAAGAAACUGAACGACCACCGUGAUAUCGAACAACGUCUGAAGGAGUUGAGGAAAAAAGAACAAGAAAUGCAGAAGCAGCACGACAAAUCGGAGAACGACAUCAAAUCUCUGCAAUCUGUUGGGCAGAUUGUUGGCGAAGUACUUAAACAGCUGACGGAGGAGAAAUUUAUUGUAAAGGCCACUAAUGGACCUCGAUAUGUUGUUGGAUGUCGUCGAUCAAUCAAUAAAGCAGCGCUCAAACAAGGAACUCGUGUCGCUCUUGAUAUGACAACUCUUACAAUCAUGCGCCAACUUCCCCGAGAAGUCGACCCUCUUGUUUACAAAAUGUCGCACGAAGAUCCCGGAAACAUCACUUAUGGAGACGUCGGAGGGUUGUCUGAGCAAAUUCGAGAGCUUCGAGAAGUGGUGGAGUUGCCUCUGCUUAACCCUGAACUCUUCCGUCGUGUCGGUAUCACACCGCCGAAAGGGUGUCUUUUAUAUGGACCGCCUGGAACUGGAAAAACUUUACUUGCACGAGCCGUUGCUUCACAACUUGAUUGCAAUUUUCUCAAAGUUGUCUCGUCAGCAAUUGUGGACAAAUACAUUGGAGAGUCAGCUCGCAUGAUUCGCGAGAUGUUCAACUAUGCUCGAGAUCAUCAGCCGUGUAUCGUUUUCAUGGAUGAGAUUGAUGCAAUUGGUGGUCGUCGUUUUUCGGAAGGAACCUCGGCUGAUCGUGAGAUUCAACGAACAUUGAUGGAGCUACUCAAUCAAUUGGAUGGCUUUGAUUCGCUGGGAAGUGUUAAGGUGAUUAUGGCCACAAAUCGCCCCGACACACUAGAUCCAGCCCUUUUGCGACCAGGGCGAUUGGAUAGAAAAAUUGAAAUUGGCUUGCCCAACGAACAGGCCCGCCUUGAGGUUUUGAAAAUUCAUGCCAACCCAAUCACCAAGCACGGCGAUAUCGAUUUUGAGGCUGUGGUGAAACUUUCUGAUGGAUUCAGUUGUGCCGAUUUACGUAAUGUCUGCACGGAAGCGGGUUUAUUUGCAAUCCGAGCCGAACGAGAGUACGUUAUUGAGGAGGAUUUCAUGAAAGCUGUUCGAAAGGUCUCUGAUGCCAAAAAGUUGGAGACGAAACUCGAUUACAAGCCGCUU
Messenger RNA from Mesorhabditis belari, 1200 nucleotides. NCBI's taxonomy places the organism in Eukaryota, Metazoa, Nematoda, Chromadorea, Rhabditida, Rhabditidae. The record is from the annotation of a GenBank genome assembly.